CAGAGCUUUUGAGAGAGAGAGAGAGAGAGAGAAGAGGUGUCGAGCUUUCAAUGGAAGAAAUCCGAAACGCACUAUUCAAUUCUAUUCCAUUAACCUCAAUAGAGUAUUUAAGCUACGGACAACUUAUUCGUUGGGCGGCGGAAUAUCGACGGCGUGGAUCGACCACAUCGGCCGCGGCCCCAUCGGCAGGCCUAAAUCCAAAGUUUCGAUUGAGAGGAAGAGAGUAUUUACAACAUGAGCAUUGACAUGGAUGAGAUUGCUCCAUUGAUAGCUCUUCAAUUUAAGGUUGCGAAUUCGAUCGACGUCGGGUCGGGGUUCUCGACGUGCGUCGACACCGGAAUGGAGCUUAUAAUGAACACAAGGAGGUUGUUUCGCGAACAAUCCACGCCCAAAUUGCCUUCGGGUCCAAGUCGAAAAUGUGGUGUUGUCAAAGUCGAACAUAGUCGAGACAAAUCUAGUGUUCGUGAAGACGAUGUUUUAGCGAUGAGGAGUAGAAAAUGCGAAAGUCGCAUGAUGUUUUCCGGUACUAUCGAAGGAAAAGUCGAGGGAGAUUGUGGUCCAACGACAAUUUCUCGUUGCGAGAGCGCUAGACAUACUAGAAAUGGAUUUUGUGUCGAGAAUGUAGUUUUGGAGAGAAAUCCCGAACAAGUGUUAUCCAGCUCACGGGCGCAAAAGAUAGCUCUUGAGAUAGUCGAUGAUCUUGCCUCGACAAGGUUAACGGAUAAGAUUGUUACCGAAAACGAACCUAAAAACACACCCUCAACUCUCCUUCUUGAAGCCUCCAAAGAAUCAAAGGUCGAUAAAGAAAUUUUUCGUAAAAAUUUCCAACCUCUUUGGGGCUCGACAUCUAUUCGAGGAAGAAGGUCGGAAAUGGAAGACUUCGCCGUAGCUCUACCACAUUUCCUCGAUAUUCCUUUUUGGAUGUUGCGUAAUACCGUGAAAUCUAGUCAAAUAUGUCCCGACUCAACGGGGCAUGUGUUCGGAGUUUAUGACGGCCACGGAGGUUGCCAGGUCGCUAACUAUUGCCGGGAGCGCUUGCAUUUAUCUUUACCCGAGGAUAUCAACAACGUUGCCAACGAUCGCUUACAUGUUGAGACCGGAGACGGUAACUUGAAAGACCAAUGGCUAAAGAUCUUUAAAAAAUGCUUCCGUAGAAUUGACGACGAAGUUGGAGGAUUUCGUCUAGUCGAUAAGAGCAUUGUCUCGAAUCUUUCCUAUCAACCUAUUGCCCCCGAAUCCUGUGGAUCGACGGCGGUGGUGGCAAUUCUUUGUUCGACACACAUAAUUGUCGCAAAUUGUGGAGACUCGAGAGCGAUCCUUUGCCGGGGGAAAGUGCCCGUGCCGUUGUCCGUAGACCAUAAACCGAGUCGAGAGGAUGAAUGCGCGAGGAUUGAAGCCUCCGGAGGCAAAGUCAUUAAUUGGGACGGAUAUCGGGUAUCGGGUGUUCUCGCGAUGUCGAGAUCUAUUGGUGAUAGAUACUUGAGGCCGUAUGUUAUAUCCGAUCCAGAAGUAAUGCUUGUCCCCCGAACAAAAGAAGAUGAGUGCCUUAUACUUGCGAGCGAUGGCCUAUGGGACGUACUAAGCAACAAAGAGGCUUGCGAUAUGGCGCGAAAACGAAUCUUAUUGUGGCACAAAAUGUACGGCGCCACUCUCUCGAAAGAACGAGGAAAUGGCGCCGACCCUGCGGCUCAAGAUGCCGCAGACUUUCUGUCGCAAGUUGCUUUCCAAAGGGGAAGCCAAGAUAAUAUUUCAGUAAUUGUUGUGGAUUUGAAAUCAAAUAGGAAGUUCAAGAAAACAUGAAGUCUACUAUUCUUGUAACAUUGAAUUUUUUUCGACAAUAUUUGGUCGAAAUUAUUGUGUAAAUAUGGAUUUAUGGACAUUUGGGAUCAUGCAUGAUUAGGGCUAAUUGGUGUGAAUUAAUUAAUUUUAAAUUAUCCGAUGAAGUUUAUUCUC
Molecule: messenger RNA, 1953 nt
Organism: Andrographis paniculata
Lineage: Eukaryota; Viridiplantae; Streptophyta; Magnoliopsida; Lamiales; Acanthaceae
Product: protein phosphatase 2C 50-like
Exons: 5
Coding region: 235-1800 (521 amino acids)
Biological process (GO): protein dephosphorylation
Molecular function (GO): protein serine/threonine phosphatase activity; cation binding
Source: RefSeq, a predicted model, not a curated record